Python bivittatus (Burmese python) is the source of this 1598-nucleotide messenger RNA. The record is from RefSeq and is a predicted model, not a curated record. Lineage: Eukaryota; Metazoa; Chordata; Lepidosauria; Squamata; Pythonidae.
UGGGGGAGAAGGGCGUCUGUUUCUAGGCAGCCCCUUGGCCUUCGCCUGAGCCCUACCCACGCAUGGUUAACCAGAGAUAAGCAGCCCGGCUUCCUGAACCCUGGCUCCACAGGCUGCAUUCACAAGGCUAAAAUGAACGGGGCGAUGCUGUAACCGAAUGCCUGGGUCCUGGGAACCUCCUUUGUUUUUGCUCCCGUUGUGCCAGAUGGAAUCCUGCUGCUGACGACGUGGGAGCACCCUGCCCCACCUUCUGAGCACUGUGUGGCCAGUGUCACAGUGGCCCCUCCCCCCAAAACCCUCCUCCCUGCCUGGAAUGCUGUAUGUGCCUUGCUCUUCCUCUUGCAGGACAGCGCCCAGUGGCAUUGGGGCUACAAAUUAAAGCAGACUCAAGGAGGAGCUGCUGGUUGAUGUUACCCUGGUGGCGAUGAAGAGGCCUUGUGUACAGGGAAGACAGGGAACAGCACCCAGCCAAGACCCAUAAGCCACUGUUGUACUUCAGCACAGGGUUUCGCCUUCUGUCGGCAACCAAGAGCAACCGUGGUGCUGAUCUUCACACUGGGACAGCAUGUCGGGCCCGGUACCAAGUCGAGCGAGAGUCUACACAGACGUCAACACGCAGAGGCCCCGUGAAUAUUGGGACUAUGAGUCACAUGUUGUGGAAUGGGGUAACCAAGAUGACUACCAACUUGUGCGGAAACUCGGUCGUGGCAAAUACAGUGAAGUCUUUGAAGCCAUCAACAUCACUAACAAUGAGAAAGUUGUGGUGAAAAUCCUUAAGCCAGUAAAAAAGAAGAAAAUAAAGCGUGAGAUUAAGAUCCUGGAAAAUCUCCGAGGAGGGCCUAAUAUCAUCAACCUUCUAGACAUAGUUAAGGACCCUGUGUCUCGGACACCCGCCCUGGUGUUUGAACAUGUCAACAACACAGACUUUAAGCAACUGUAUCAGACACUUUCAGAUUUUGAUAUUCGAUUCUACAUGUAUGAAAUCUUGAAGGUAAGAGCUAGUGGGUCCCUCAGCGACAAGUCUCCUCCUUGGCUAGAUGGGAGACUGAGGGUUGGGGAGGCAGCUUACCUACCUUUCCCCUUUGGGAGGGGCCCAAAUCCUUGGUCUCUACGCCAGGCGUACAAGACUGACUGGGGAAGAGCCAGGAGGGGUGGAUUUGCCACGGUAUUUUCCGCGCCUGGUCGUGCAGCCGCGAAGAGGCCUAGACCUCGGUGCAGGAGAACCAAAGACUCUUGUGGUCCAGGUUCCAUCCUUGGCCAUGCCAGCUAGGUAGCAAGGGACCUGGAGGACGCUUUGAAGAGCCGCUGUGGUGAGAUGAUAUGGUAGCUGGCAGAUAGUAUAAGCCAGCCUGGUAUGCUUGCCACAGCUGACCAGUGUUUGCGCCACGUGCUUAACUGGGACAAAGGGGCACGUCAGGGCAUGUGUGAAAGCUAAACCCGGUCAGCCUGGCGGUUAAGUAAAUUAAUUUUAGCCGUAAUGGCUCAGGGUUCUUUUGGGCUAACUUCCCCUGGUCAGCCGUGUGAUUUGGCAACGAUGGAGCUACUCUAGAAGCUGGAUUUUCCUUCUCUCCUCUCUCUCACACACACACAAAUGCACG